CUUUAUUGGCCCCCCAAACACCACUUCCCUAAACAUUGGUUCCUCCUAUCCGUUCAGUGGAGAGACGGAAAAGGAGAAGGACAAAGAUUCAUGAACCUGAGCCGUUUCGUCAUUUCAGUUCGCUGCCUCUUGUCGAGCUCUUCUUGUUCCACACACACAUCACCGAGUUCCCACUGUCAAUGUCUCCGAGAUGUGUUUAUAACGAUCCCCCUCCGAGUCACUCGCUCGUGAGGCCGUCGGUGCUACAGCGAGACGUAGAAGGGGAGGCUUGGACGGCUCCACUUGAGAAUAACUGAAAAGAAAACCGAAAGCCGGUUUUACGGCGUUUCCUUUGUUGAAGUGAAACACAGAUUCUUCACAAACACUCCAGCUUCUUAAACAGGUCGAGCAUCAUCAUGUAACCACUUGUCAGUCUGCCUUUGACAAGGGACAGUCCCCACCUCCGGCUGCCAGUGUGACCUUGAGCAAGUCUAUUAGUCAGCCUGUGCACUACUUGUGAAGAUGUUGUACUGCUGUGUAAUUGUAUACAAUCCUUGCUGAGACCUACAUCUGGUUAUUAGCUUCUGGUGAACACCACCUGUUUCUUCUCCCUCCCUUCCCCUCCUCCCCAUCCCAUAAUGAGUGGCCAACGCGUGGAUGCCAAAGUGGUGAUGCUUGGAAAGGAGUAUGUCGGAAAAACCAGUCUGGUGGAAAGAUAUGUUCACAAUCGGUUUCUCGUUGGACCCUACCAAAACACUAUUGGAGCAGCUUUUGUUGCUAAACCCAUUCACGUAGGAGAAAAAGUUGUGACCCUUGGAAUCUGGGACACAGCUGGUUCAGAGCGAUAUGAAGCCAUGAGCCGCAUUUACUACAGAGGUGCCAAGGCAGCAAUUGUGUGCUAUGAUCUGACUGACAGCAGCAGCUUUCUGAGGGUUAAGUUCUGGGUGAAGGAACUGCAGAACUGUGAAGAGCACUGCAAAAUCUACCUGUGUGGCACCAAAAGUGACCUGGUGGAGGACGAUCGCAGCAUGAGGAAGGUGGAUUUCCAUGAUGUCCAGGACUAUGCUGAUGAAAUCAAAGCUCAACUGUUUGAAACUUCAAGCAAAACGGGCCACAAUGUCGACGAGCUGUUCCAGAAAGUGGCUGAAGAUUACGAUCAGCUUUACUCCUUCCAUCAGAUGACAGAAGAAAAAGGUGUUGACCUGUGUCAGAAGAAGAACUCCACUUUUUAUGCCUGCUGUCAUCACUGAUCCCCCAUUAGAACCCCUACUGGAAAUAGAGACCCCCAAACUGGGCCACAUUGACUGCUGUUCUCGUUGUUGGGUGACGUCCCUUUUUUUUUUUUUUUUUUUUAACUACUGAAUGCCCGCCAUCCUUGGAAUGAUUUUUUUUUUCUUUUUCUCAAAAACCACAAAUAAAAUAAAAAGAAAACAAGAGCCCGACUGAGCCAGUAGCCUGUCAGAGGCUGCCUUGAACAGAAGGACACGUUUGUGAAGUAUGCUGGUCAGCACACGGGUAACAGCCUGGUUAUUUUUUAAAAUUACAUUUUAUUUUCUUUUGUCUUCAUCUUUUUUUUAAGUAGAAAUCAAAUGAUAUUUUAUCGUAUUUAGAAGACCGAGUCUGAGCAACACGAAUGACGGCACCCGGCACACUCUGCUCUCUAGUGGACGACAUCUGAACAGCUCUAGUUUGGUUUGAUGUUUUCGCUGUGCAGAGCGAGUGGCUACUUAAUGAAGAGCGAUGGAGGAGCUCUUCUGGAGGCCCACUUUGCAUUUUAUACGUUAGGCUGUUCAUUUUGAGAAGUAAAGCACAAACACGAGUCCACGCUGAAUGCUCUAUUUUGGUUUCUUGGUUUACAUUUCCCAUGGGGCCCGCUCACAAUCGGUGCCCACCAUACUGUCUACCCUUUCUUGAAAGCUGGAUUGUCGUGGCGGGCGGCUGGCUGGUUAGACGGCCUUACGUGGACCAACACGGGGACACAACGUGUCAUUGACUUUCUGACGACUUUGUUUCAACAGACUGACCUCCAACUCGCUGAGCUGACAUCACAUGUGCUUAUUGUUGGUGACAAUUCAUUGGUGAUCUCCGCACUGUUUAUUAGGGGGCGCCACUCUGAGGACGACAUAGAACUGCACAAAGAGUGGGCGAAACAAAGGCCCCUCCAUGAAGUUUACACUUUUAUUACAAGGAGUGGUGUGCUGAGCGACUGAUUAUGUGCCUCAUGGAAAUCCACCUGCUUUUUCUAGCUUUGUUUUAUUUAUUUAUUAAUAUUUUGGUAGGGUUUGUUUAAACAAAGAAGUGCAGUUAAUGAAGAAAAUAAAUCUGCCAAAUCUAUUUGUAUUGUUUCACUUUGGAAGAAUAAAAUUGCAUUACAACCAAGAA
Molecule: messenger RNA, 2361 nt
Organism: Polypterus senegalus (gray bichir)
Lineage: Eukaryota; Metazoa; Chordata; Cladistia; Polypteriformes; Polypteridae
Gene: rab24
Product: RAB24, member RAS oncogene family
Exons: 10
Coding region: 618-1229 (203 amino acids)
Molecular function (GO): GTPase activity; GTP binding
Source: RefSeq, a predicted model, not a curated record